CACACGUCUCCCCGCGGUACCCCGGAGCCCAACCUAGUAUGAGUGACGUGUAGUGAGGUUAAGCUCGUGUCGUGAUGAAUCUGGACUGAAGCAGCGAUGGCGCGGCGCUCCAACGGGCCCGGCCUACACCGACCAUGUUCGGCUUCAUAGUCGGAAACGUGGUCGGUCGGCGCUCGUGCCCGCGCGGCGCGAGGGGCUCGCGCCGUUCGCCGAGUUGACAGCAUGCUCAACCUGUCCAUCGCAGCUAACCUCACAGACCUGGACGAGAGCCUCCCCGCCAGCCCCUACAGCCUCGCCCAGAAGAUUGUCAUCGCAACCCUCGCCAGCGUUCUCUCCAUCCUCACCGUCGUCGGCAACUCGCUUGUUAUGAUCAGCUUCAAAAUCGACAAGCAACUACAAACCAUCAGCAACUACUUCCUCUUCUCUCUGGCCGUUGCUGACUUCGCCGUUGGACUAAUCUCCAUGCCAUUGUACACGAUGUUCACGAUUUAUGGAUACUGGCCUUUGGGGCCUCAUGUGUGCGACACGUGGCUCGCCUUGGAUUAUCUAGCGUCGAACGCGUCAGUGUUAAAUCUGUUAAUAAUUAGUUUCGAUAGAUACUUUAGUGUGACGAGACCGUUGACGUAUCGCGCUAAAAGGACUACAAGAAGAGCGACAGUGAUGAUAGGGGGUGCGUGGGGGUUCAGUUUGCUUCUCUGGCCCCCUUGGAUUUACGCGUGGCCAUACAUAGAUGGCGAGAGGAAGGUGCCUCCUCACGAGUGCUACAUUCAGUUCAUAGAGACGAACCAGUUCAUCACGUUCGGGACGGCGAUAGCCGCAUUUUAUGUGCCAGUGACAGUUAUGUGUAUACUGUACUACAGAAUAUGGAGGGAGACGAAGAAACGCCAGAAAGAUCUGCCGAAUCUGCAAGGGGGGAAGAAACACGACUCUUCGAAGAGGUCCAACUCGAGUGACGAGACGCGCGAGGUGGACGGGCGGGCGCGGUCGGAGUCAGGUGACGCGGACUCUGUCUACCACGUGCGAGGCGCGCUGCACGACCAGCGGUGGCGGGACCACCAGGCCGUUGAUGCUCGUCGUCCGAAGCGCGGGUGGGCGGCAGUCCAUGCCUGGUGCGUGGCCUGGUACCACUCCGGCCGAGAGGACAUCGAGGACACCGAGAUUGAGGAGGAACCUUCAGACCCUGGGUACGCCACGCCUGUGUCUGUCGAGACGCCUCUUCAGAGCUCCGUGUCCAGGUGUACAUCAUUAAACGUCAUCAGAGAUCCGUACGCGUCACGAGCCGGCUCCGGCGGGUCAUCAGCCGCAGAUGGAGGAACUUCUCCUCUCAGGAGGACCUACGACCCUCCUCCAGGGAACAUGCCUGCAGCCCGAGACAGCCGCUCCCUCCCCCCUAACACACGAAUCAACACCACUACCUCACCUGCCCCUAAAUCUGCUUCAGCCGAUUCUGUUUACACCAUCCUCAUAAGGUUACCCGAUGCAGACACUGAAAGACCAACGAUUAAAAUGAUCACAGAAGAAUCACCCCCUUCUAACACCAGAACCCAUUAUCGCCCACCAGCGAGGGGCGAUUCCGAGCUCAACCUCCAUCCCGCCGGCCACCCUGCCUUAACUAGAAGAACAUCCCACAUUCAAGACGUCAGAAUCCCCCUUAAUGCUAAAAUUAUCCCUAAACAACUGGCUGGUAAAGGCAUAACUUCCAAACAACAGCCGAAAAAGAAGAAAACGCAAGAAAAGAAACAGGAGACCAAAGCGGCUAAAACGUUAUCCGCUAUUCUCCUAUCAUUUAUUAUAACGUGGACGCCUUAUAAUAUCCUUGUACUCUUAAAACCUCUCACAGCUUGCACCAAGUGCAUACCAGAUGAAUUAUGGUCAUUCUUCUAUGCACUGUGCUAUGUGAACUCAACUAUAAACCCAGUGUGUUAUGCGCUAUGUAAUGCAACUUUUAGAAGAACGUAUGUAAGAAUUUUGACAUGUAAAUGGCAUAAUAGAAAUAGAGAAGCAAUGGUUAGAGGAGUGUACAAUUAGUUUUGAUAAAGAUCAAAUCAUCUUAAGGAUCGUUUCAUAUCAUCUUAAGGACUCAUUUUUAUUGCUGCACGAAUUCCAUUCUUCAGUCUCUCUCUCUUUCAUUAUUGCGAUUUUCUGGCUGCUUCCUGAG
Plodia interpunctella (Indianmeal moth) is the source of this 2158-nucleotide messenger RNA. RefSeq names its product muscarinic Acetylcholine Receptor, A-type (gene mAChR-A). Bases 223 to 2028 code for a protein of 601 amino acids. Gene Ontology annotation, molecular function: G protein-coupled acetylcholine receptor activity; G protein-coupled serotonin receptor activity. Gene Ontology annotation, biological process: G protein-coupled receptor signaling pathway, coupled to cyclic nucleotide second messenger; adenylate cyclase-inhibiting G protein-coupled acetylcholine receptor signaling pathway; chemical synaptic transmission. NCBI's taxonomy places the organism in Eukaryota, Metazoa, Arthropoda, Insecta, Lepidoptera, Pyralidae. The transcript is spliced from 6 exons. Gene Ontology annotation, cellular component: dendrite; plasma membrane; synapse. The record is from RefSeq and is a predicted model, not a curated record.